AUGAAGGCCUCUACUCUCACCUCGCUAUCACUCUCCCUCCUCUCAACCGCCUCAUCAACGGCGGCUUCUUAUUCUCCUCCUCCCCUUGUCGUCGAUGUAGCUCCCGACCAUCUCCGCCCCUAUAUCCUCCCUCGUUACAAGGGCCAUGCCAUCAAGCUCACCACUUCUGGCCAAAUCAUCCGCUUCUCCAUCACCACAAACUCUUCUGAUGGCGCCUUUGCCGUUGUCCAACACACGAGCAAAUGGACCGGCUGGACCUCUGCGCGCCCUCACACUCAUCAGGAGGCCCACGAGCAUUUCUACUGCUCCAAGGGGAGAGUCGAGCUCUGGACCAAGAAGAACGUGACGGGCGCCAUCGAUGAGGCUCGAGUGCUCACUUUGGGUGAUUUCGGUACUGCUCCGCCAGGCACGAUUCACACCUUUCAGCACACAGAUCCAGACAGUCAGCUUACGCACAUCUACAACCCAGCCGGGUUCGAGGAGCUGUACAACGUCUUCAGCAUCGGAGACUUUGUUUCUCCCCAUGGGUCACCAUAUCAGCUUAUAGGGGACGACCAGCAGCCUUUUGGCGAUGUCACACCUGAACAGGAAGCCCUGCUCAACUCUCUUGACUUGUACGUGGCCAAGGCUGACGUCUAUGUGCCGCGACGAGACUUUGUCAACGGCACUGCUGGCGAUCCCAGCAUCAACUGGCACAACAGCAACAAUUGGCACAAUGGCAACAACUCGCUGUCCAGCGAUCCUACAGAUCCGUACUACGUCGCCAAAGACUACGGGCCAAAGUAUCUCAAUAGCGAAAAUGGCUACAAGGUCAUCCAGCCGCUCCUCACGGCCGAGCAGACGCCCAACAAGAACUUUACUAUUGGCACUCUCACGCUGUCUCCAAAGCUCGAGGGCGACAAGACGAACGUCGCCAAGCUGCCUCACCACUUUGCGAUUCAGAUGGACGAAGGCCAGCUUGCUCUGACCAUCCAAGGCUACAAGACAGAGUAUCUGCUCCCGGGAGACGUGGCAUUUAUUCCUUCUGGUACUCGAUUCGAAUAUUAUGCUACAGUACCGUUUACAAAGUUUUUGUAUUUGAAUGGUGGAGCAAAGGGAUUGGAUUACGAGCUGUUGGCAAACGCGGUGCCGUGGGAUUUCCCCGCCUAUCCCGAGUAG
Trichoderma virens Gv29-8 is the source of this 1158-nucleotide messenger RNA. RefSeq lists its product as uncharacterized. The record is from RefSeq and is a predicted model, not a curated record. Bases 1 to 1158 code for a protein of 385 amino acids. NCBI's taxonomy places the organism in Eukaryota, Fungi, Ascomycota, Sordariomycetes, Hypocreales, Hypocreaceae. The transcript has a single exon.